This is a messenger RNA of Hansenula ciferrii, 1116 nucleotides long. It is a transcript of the gene PDE1, whose product is annotated as 3',5'-cyclic-nucleotide phosphodiesterase PDE1. NCBI's taxonomy places the organism in Eukaryota, Fungi, Ascomycota, Saccharomycetes, Phaffomycetales, Wickerhamomycetaceae. Gene Ontology annotation, biological process: negative regulation of glucose mediated signaling pathway; cGMP catabolic process; cAMP catabolic process. Gene Ontology annotation, molecular function: 3',5'-cyclic-GMP phosphodiesterase activity; 3',5'-cyclic-AMP phosphodiesterase activity. The transcript has a single exon. The record is from RefSeq and is a predicted model, not a curated record. Bases 1 to 1116 code for a protein of 371 amino acids.
AUGUCUUUUGAUAUAACUAUUCUGGGAUCUUCAGGAGGUCCUUUAGAAGGAAUAACAUGUUCAUAUAUUCUUAAACCAUCAUAUAUCUCUUAUAAAUCAAUAAUUGAAGAUAAUUUAUCCCAAUAUCUAAUAGCUAUAGAUGCUGGUUCAGGUUUAAAUAGAAUUACUGAAAUUAUAACUAAUGAAAAAUCAAAUUCAAAAGAAUCAAUUGCAAAUAAAAUACUGAGUUAUUAUGAAGAUUCAUUAUCUAUACAACAUUAUAUUCAUCAUUCAAUAUCAAUAAAUCAUCAUUAUAACAUUUGCACCGAAAUAAAUUCAUCACCAAUUGAAUUAAGUUUUAAAAUAUUGAAUUUAAUCAAUACAUAUCUUAUAUCACAUCCACAUUUAGAUCAUAUAAAUGGUUUGAUAAUAAAUUCUGCAGCUUUCCAUAAUCAAUCAAAUAAAUCAAAAUUAGUUUAUGGUUUAAAAGAAACAACUGAAGCUUUACAAAAAUAUAUUUUUAAUGAUAUAAUAUGGCCAAAUUUAAUUCAUGAAUCAAAUGGAAUUUCAUUUUUAGAUUUAAUUGAUAUAAUACCUAAUGAAUCAAUUCAAUUAAAUGAAAUUUAUAAAGUAAUACCAUUUGAAAUAAAUCAUGGUACAAAGCAAUAUACAAAUUUAGAAUAUAAAAGCACAUCAUUUUUGAUUAAAGAUUUAAAUAAAAAUCAAUACAUUUUAAUAUUUGGUGAUGUUGAAUCUGAUAAAAAUUCCAAAUUCCCCAAGAAUAAAUUCAUUUGGGAAUCUAUAUCAGAUUUAAUAACAACUGGACGAUUGAAAAGUAUAAUAAUUGAAUGUUCAACUCCAAAUUUACCAGAUCAAGAACCAAGAUUUGGUCAUUUAACACCAGAUUCUUUAAUUGAUGAAUUGAAAAUUUUACAAAAUAUAAUUUUAAACAAAUCUGAUACAAGUCCAACACCACCAUUAAAUGGAUUAAAUAUCUUAAUUACUCAUGUUAAAGAAAAUAAAUUUGGUAAAGAACCAAGAAAGAUAAUUUUAAAUGAAUUAAACGAAUUGAAUGAAAAAUAUAAUUUAGGUUGUCAAUUUAGUAUACUUUUAACUGGAUUGACUUAUACCGUGUGA